AUGGACCGCUUGCGGUCCGGUUUUCACCGGAAGAGCAGAAAGGCCUCGCCUUCGCGACCUACCAUAGUAACUGACGGCACCCACAGCUCCGGCAAGACCACUCCCGAGCCCGUCUCGGCACACUCUCCUCUCCAGGUCCCGCACCUCCCCAACAAAGAGAAGAAGACGUCGCCCUUCCGCUCCCUGCGCGACUUCAGCCGCUCCCACAAGCGCGCACGGUCUCCGGCUACCGGUUCCCUGCCCCGUUCGCCCAUCGGCGCUACAUACACAUUCGAUGGGCUCGACGAUACGCCUACAACCUCGCCCACCGUCCGAGGAGGCAGCGGUGACCUGCACCCGCCACCACAAGACAUGAACGGGGCCCCCGCCGGGGGUCAGCCCCCCAGGAUGCCCUCUUUCCUCUCCCUGCCGCCGCAGGAAAUCGUCGCGAAGUUCCAGGAGAUCGUCUGGAUGGAGCGCAAUCGCAUCAUGCUGAGCCUGACGAACCCCUCUCCAGACUUCAAGUGGGCGCGCGUGACUGGCGAUCAUCUAAAGAAGUUGGACAGGUAUAUGAACAUUCAGCCUUGGGAGAACAAUCGCGUCAGGCUGCGCGUCCCACCGGGCAAGGUGGACUACGUCAAUGCGUCGCCAAUAACCCUGAGCUCUACCACACCGCAGCAGGCCUCUCGGCCACAAGCGCGGGGCUCUAGUAAUAAGGAAGCUACGGUAGUUGGGCUGCCGGAUCUUGCUGGCGGUGGGCCGGACCGAUACAUCGCCAUGCAAGGGCCCAAACGGAAUACCACCGACCACGUGUGGCGCAUGGUGGUUGAGCAACUGGAAAGCCCUGCCGUGGUCGUCAUGUUGACGGAGACACACGAAGCGAACAUGGAGAAGUGUUAUCCUUAUUUCCCGCGCAGCCCCGACGACGCGCCCCUGGAGAUCAACGAGAGGGACGAAUUCGGCGACGCGUUCAGGGCAAGCGUACACUGCGAGGCAAUCGAGGAGACUGAGGCCGGAGAUGCCAUCGAACUACGAAAGUUGAUCAUACGAUCAUACAAGAGCCCAAGCAAAGCCGCAAGGACUCGCAGCGAUGGCGACCGGGAUAACCUAACAACACCGAUUACUGCAGUCGACGGCAGCGGCGACGUGAAGAUGCUAUCCCCUCUUAAGACCGCUCCAGACAAUGAAGAUCUCUCCGAAGAUGGCAGCGAUGAUAAGAGAAUCACUGCGGAACUCGGGGAAUCAACCAGUACGCACCAGAAAGAGCUGCCAGGGGAGUAUGAGGAGCGCAUCGUAUGGCACUUCCUCUACAAGAAGUGGCCUGACUUCGGUGUCCCAGCCCUCGAGGACAUUGACAGCAUUUUUACGCUGAUGCGCCUGUCGCGCGAGAAGAAUGCCAGCCCCGAGAACCCCCGCAUCGUACACUGCAGCGCGGGCGUGGGACGCAGCGGCACUUUCAUCGCGUUGGAGCACCUCAUGCGCGAGCUGGACGCCGGCGUGCUGGACCAUUGGGACUCACCCUUGCACUUCCGACAUAGAAAGGCGGACGAGGGUGACUCCGCCACCACGGAAGGUGACGACAACAAUGGCCACCAUCGAAACGACGACGACUCGGACGGCAAGAUGGACGUCGAGGACCAGCACACGACCACCACGGAGGAGGAGGGCGACGACCUCAUCUUCCACACGGUGAACCAGCUGCGCGAACAGCGGCGCAGCAUGGUGCAGGCCGAGCCGCAAUUCCUGUUCAUCUACGAGGUCAUGCGCAAGCUCUGGGAGGACAGAUACGGGCCGGCCGGGUCUCCCUCCUCCGCGGCGGCGGCGUCGUCCGCUGGGCGGCCGCCGCGGAUCAACGGCCCCGUUGACGCCGGUGGCGAGGAUAGCGACACCGGGCAGCCGGCGCGUAAGCGCCAGGAGGUUGACCCCUUUGUUGAGCAGCAGCGGGACCACCAGGCUUAG
This is a messenger RNA of Diaporthe citri, 1938 nucleotides long. RefSeq lists its product as uncharacterized. Gene Ontology annotation, biological process: protein dephosphorylation. Gene Ontology annotation, molecular function: protein tyrosine phosphatase activity. Bases 1 to 1938 code for a protein of 645 amino acids. Lineage: Eukaryota; Fungi; Ascomycota; Sordariomycetes; Diaporthales; Diaporthaceae. The transcript has a single exon. The record is from RefSeq and is a predicted model, not a curated record.